This is a messenger RNA of Talaromyces marneffei, 1911 nucleotides long. RefSeq lists its product as uncharacterized. Gene Ontology annotation, biological process: transmembrane transport. Bases 1 to 1911 code for a protein of 636 amino acids. Gene Ontology annotation, cellular component: membrane. Lineage: Eukaryota; Fungi; Ascomycota; Eurotiomycetes; Eurotiales; Trichocomaceae. The record is from RefSeq and is a predicted model, not a curated record. Gene Ontology annotation, molecular function: transmembrane transporter activity. The transcript has 4 exons.
AUGGCCAACUCCAACCUCCAUCGCGAUCCUCAUCCUCCUACCACUGAGUCCGAUAGCUCUUCCUUCUCCUCGAACUUUGUCGAAGUCGCGCCUCCAUCAAUAGAGGAUUCAACCUUGGUACCGUCGAACCUUUCCUCAAUGUCUCCGCUUCACUUUGCGCCGGGUGUUAGCGGUAACAACACUUCGGAAAGCGGGAUGGAGCAAUUGAGUACGUCGGCUGCAAAUACAAGCCGUCCGCAGCCCGGGUCGGCGGAACUUCCUCGAUUACAAACGCAUCUUUGUCGUGACCACGCCGAUGACAUUGGCUCAGGAGAUGACGACGAAGGGCAGUCGGCAGAUGAAGCGCAAAAGUUCAUGAAUGUCACUGAUACCUAUGACGAGGAAGGAUAUGAUUCGGAAUUAGAAUAUAAAACUCGCCAUCGAUUGCGAAGACAAAUAAGCAUGGGCGCAGGUGCCAAUGCUGAGUAUACGGCGGAAGAAGAGAAAGAAGUUGUCAAGAGACUGGAUAAGAGAUUGGUAUUAUUCUUGGCUGUUUUAUAUAUGCUUUCUUUCUUGGAUCGGUCGAAUAUCGGCAACGCCAAAAUUGCCGGUUUAUCAAACGAUCUGAAACUAUCAUCAUCGCAGUAUGAAUGGCUUCUUACAGCAUUUUAUAUCACAUAUAUCGCCUUUGAGUGGAUGGCUUUAAUGUAUAAGAUAGUCCCGGCGCAUAUUUAUAUCCCAUUGUGCGUUUUUGCCUGGGGAAUACUAGCAUGCUGUCAAGCUUUGACCCGAGGAUUCUGGGACCUGCUCAUCAUCCGAGCAUUGCUAGGUGUCUCCGAAGCAGCCUUUGGCCCCGGCGCGCCAUUUUAUCUAUCUUUCUUCUACAAACGCGAAGAACUCGCGUAUCGUACCGCACUUUUCAUAUCUGCAGCCCCACUUGCUACUUCAUUCGCAAGUAGUGUGGCAUGGGCGAUUGUGGAAUUGAGCAGCAAGAUGCCUAUUGCACCAUGGCGUUCGCUGUUUUUGAUAGAAGGGUUUCCGAGUUUGGUGGCGGCAGUCUUUGCCUGGUUGUUGAUUCCGGAUUCGCCGGGAAAGGCGAGCUUUUUGACGCCGCGACAGAGGAAGGUGGCUAGAUUGCGGUUGCAGUCUAAGAAUAAGAUUGAGAGGCACAAUUCGCCGUCUGCUGCGUCGGAGAAGUUUAACUGGAAGGCAGUGAUUGAGACAUUGUGUGAUCCGAUGUCGUAUCUCAUAGCUUUCAUGUUUUUCGGCUGCAAUGUGGCAUUCAGUUCGAUGCCGGUCUUUCUCCCCACAAUCAUCAACAACAUGGGAUACUCUUCCAUAACCUCGCAGGCUCUUUCAGCGCCUCCAUUCCUGGUAGCAUUCGUAGUAGUCCUUGUGACAGCUUCACUCUCCGACCGCUCCCGCACCCGAAGCCCAUAUCUAAUCUUCCACGCCCUGAUAUCUGCAACAGCCUACCUCAUCAUCGGACUCACGGGACAUUUCCAUUCACACAUACCCACCUCUGUCCACACCAUGAUCCGAUAUCUAUGCAUCUACCCCGCCACAUCCGGCUUCUUCUCCGCCGUUACAAUUAUCAUAACCUGGAGCAUGGACAACCGCACCGCCCAAGAAGGCAAGGGGAGUAGCGUCGCCAUCUUGAAUAUAGUCGGACAAUGCGGCCCGCUUAUAGGCACCAGACUCUAUCCCGAUAGUGACAAGCCAUGGUUUGUGCGUGGCAUGUUGACGUGCGCUACGUUUAUGUUGGUAGUUGCCAUUCUAGCGUUUUCGUUAAGGUUGGUAUUGUUGCGUAAGAAUAGAGGGAUAGUGGGGAAGAGGGAACAGAUGGGUAUUGAGAUGGCUGAAGGGGAGGGAUUGAUUGAUCGUGGGAGAGAUGGGUCGAUGCAGGAUGAAAUGUUUACAUAUAUUGUAUGA